This is a messenger RNA of Budorcas taxicolor (takin), 6751 nucleotides long. RefSeq names its product trinucleotide repeat containing adaptor 6A (gene TNRC6A). Lineage: Eukaryota; Metazoa; Chordata; Mammalia; Artiodactyla; Bovidae. Gene Ontology annotation, biological process: miRNA-mediated post-transcriptional gene silencing; positive regulation of nuclear-transcribed mRNA poly(A) tail shortening. The transcript is spliced from 25 exons. The record is from RefSeq and is a predicted model, not a curated record. Gene Ontology annotation, cellular component: P-body; nucleoplasm. Gene Ontology annotation, molecular function: nucleic acid binding. Bases 111 to 5963 code for a protein of 1950 amino acids.
AGAAAAUGGCGCUGGUGCAGCGGCUCGGGCCUCUCCCCGCGGCGCUACGGAGGGCUUGAGGCUCGCGAGCCUCACUCGCCGCGCCCCACUUGCUCGUGCACUUUACACACAUGAGAGAAUUGGAAGCUAAAGCUACCAAAGACGUAGAAAGGAAUCUUAGCAGGGAUUUAGUGCAAGAAGAAGAACAGUUGAUGGAAGAAAAGAAAAAGAAAAAAGACGACAAGAAAAAGAAGGAAGCUGCUCAAAAGAAGGCCACUGAACAAAAAAUCAAAGUGCCAGAACAGAUAAAGCCCAGUGUAAGCCAGCCUCAGCCUGCCAACUCUAAUAACGGCACUUCCACAGCAACCAGCACUAAUAAUAAUGCCAAGCGAGCCACAGCCAACAAUCAGCAGCAGCAGCAGCAGCAGCCGCAACCGCAGCAGCAGCAACCGCAGCAGCCACAGCAGCCGCAGCCGCCACCACAGGCCUUGCCUCGGUAUCCCCGGGAAGUACCACCUCGAUUUCGCCACCAGGAACAUAAGCAGCUUCUAAAGAGGGGUCAGCAUUUUCCCGUCAUAGCAGCAAACCUGGGAUCUGCUGUUAAAGUGUUAAGCAGCCAGUCAGAAAGCAGUGCUUUAACAAAUCAACAGCCACAAAAUAACGGAGAGGUGCAGAUCAGCAAAAACCAGUCAGAUAUAAACCACAAUACUUCAGGAUCCCAUUAUGAAAAUUCAGAGCGGGGACCUGUGUCGUCUACAAGUGACUCUAGUACAAACUGUAAGAAUGCUGUUGUGAACGACUCCCCUGAAAAAGAAGCAUGGCCCUCAGCCCCUGGCAGUGAUCCGGAGUUGGUUUCAGAAUGUAUGGAUGCUGAUUCUGCCUCCAGUUCUGAAUCAGAGCGACCCAUCACUAUCAUGGCUUCAGGGAGCACAGGUGGUGAAAAUGAUGGCCUUCGGAAUAGCGCUGGACUUGGAUCCCAGAACAAGUUUGUGGUUGGUAGCAGCAGCAAUAAUGUGGGCCACGGAAAUAGCACUGGGCCGUGGGGCUUUUCCCAUGGAGCCAUAAUAAGCACAUGUCAGGCCUCUGUGGAUGCUCCUGAAAGCAAAUCGGAAAGUAGCAACAAUAGAAUGAAUGCUUGGGGCACUGUAAGUUCUUCAUCAAAUGGAGGGUUAAAUCCAAGCACUUUGAAUUCAGCUAGCAACCAUGGUGCCUGGCCAGUAUUAGAGAACAACGGACUUGCCCUAAAAGGGCCUGUAGGGAGUGGUAGUUCUGGCAUCAAUAUUCAGUGCAGUCCCUUAGGCCAGAUGCCUAACAAUCAGAGUAUUAACUCUAAAGUGGGUGGUGCUUCCACCCAUGGUACCUGGGGAAGCCUUCAGGAAACUUGUGAAUCUGAAGUAAGUGGUACACAGAAGGUUUCAUUCAGUGGUCAACCUCAAAAUAUUACCACUGAAAUGACUGGACCAAAUAACACUACUAACUUUAUGACCUCUAGUUUACCAAACUCCGGUUCAGUACAGAAUAAUGAACUGCCUAGUAAUACAGGGGCCUGGCGUGUGAGCACAAUGAAUCAUCCUCAGAUACAGGCUCCCUCGGUUGUAAACGGCACUUCCCUUUCUCACCUUAGCAAUGGAGAGUCAAAAAGUGGAGGCUCUUACGGUACUACAUGGGGUGCCUAUGGUUCUAAUUACUCUGGAGACAAAUGUUCAAGCCCUAAUGGCCAAGCUAAUGGUGACACUGUGAAUGCAACUCUGAUGCAGCCUGGCAUAAACGGGCCUGUGGGCACUAACUUUCAAGUUAACGCAAAUAAAGGAGGCGGCGUGUGGGAGUCCGGAGCAGUGAAUUCCCAGAGUGCAUCCUGGGGAAAUGGUGCAAAUUCUGGAGGAAGUCGAAGAGGAUGGGGAGCUCCUGCACAGAACACUGGCACUAAUAUACCCAGCGUGGAAUGGAACAAACUGCCUAGCAAUCAGCAUUCCAGUGACAGUGCAGAUGGCAACGGUAAGAAGUUUACAAACGGAUGGAAGUCUACUGAGGAAGAGGAUCAGGGUUCUGCCGCAUCUCAGACGAAUGAGCAAAACAGCGUGUGGGCCAAAACGGGAGGUACAGUGGAGAGUGAAGGUAGUACAGAAAGCACUGGACGCCUCGAGGAGAAGGUGACUGGGGAAAAUCAGAGCAGAGAGAGAAGAAAAGUGGACCAGCACACGUUACUCCAAAGCAUUGUGAACAGAACUGACUUAGACCCCCGUGUCCUGUCCAACUCUGGCUGGGGACAGACUCCUAUUAAGCAGAAUACUGCCUGGGAUACUGAAACAUCACCUAGAGGGGAGAGAAAGACUGACAAUGGGACAGAGGCCUGGGGAAGCUCUGCAACACAGACUUGUAACUCAGGGGCAUGUGUAGAUAAGACUAGCCCUAGUAGUAAUGAUACCUCAUCUGUAUCGGGGUGGGGAGAUCCCAAACCUGCUUUGAGGUGGGGAGAUUCCAAAGGCUCAAGCUGCCAGGGGGGAUGGGAAGAUGACUCUGCUGCUACAGGAAUGGUCAAGAGCAAUCAGUGGGGGAAUUGCAAAGAAGAGAAGUCCGCAUGGAAUGAUUCGCAAAAGAACAAACAGGGAUGGGGUGAUGGACAAAAGUCAAACCAAGGGUGGUCCGUCUCUGCCAGUGAUAACUGGGGAGAAACUUCAAGGAGUAACCAUUGGGGGGAGGCUAACAAGAAGUCUAGCUCAGGAGGUAGUGACAGUGAUAGGUCUGUUUCUGGUUGGAAUGAACUCGGUAAAACCAGUUCUUUUACAUGGGGAAAUAACAUUAAUCCAAAUAAUUCAUCAGGCUGGGACGAAUCUUCUAAACCGAAUCCUUCCCAGGGAUGGGGAGACCCUCCAAAGUCUAAUCAGUCUCUAGGUUGGGGAGAUUCAUCAAAGCCGGUCAGUUCUCCAGACUGGAACAAGCAACAAGACAUUGUCGGAUCUUGGGGCAUCCCGCCGGCGACAGGCAAACCUCCUGGUACAGGCUGGCUGGGAGGACCUAUGCCAGCCCCAGCGAAAGAGGAAGAACCCACAGGCUGGGAGGAGCCAUCCCCAGAAUCCAUACGUCGCAAAAUGGAGAUUGACGAUGGGACUUCAGCUUGGGGAGAUCCCAGCAAAUACAACUACAAAAAUGUGAACAUGUGGAACAAAAACGUCCCAAAUGGCAGCAGCCGCUCAGACCAGCAAGCCCAGGUACACCAGUUGCUACCGUCUGCAGGUACCAUCUCAAACAAAGAGGCAAGCGGUGGCUCCGGCUGGGGUGAGCCCUGGGGGGAGACUUCAACUCCAGCCACAACUGUGGAUAAUGGUACUUCAGCCUGGGGUAAACCCGUAGACAGUGGGCCUAGCUGGGGCGAACCCAUUGCUGCGGCAUCCAGCACAUCCACGUGGGGCUCCAGCUCUGUUGGUCCACAAACAUUAAGCAAAUCUGGGCCAAAAUCUAUGCAAGACGGCUGGUGUGGUGAUGAUAUGCCCUUGCCUGGAAAUCGCCCCACUGGCUGGGAAGAGGAAGAAGAUGUAGAGAUUGGAAUGUGGAAUAGUAAUUCAUCUCAAGAGCUUAAUUCAUCUUUAAAUUGGCCACCAUAUACAAAGAAAAUGUCUUCGAAGGGUCUGAGUGGCAAAAAAAGGAGAAGGGAAAGGGGAAUGAUGAAAGGUGGAAACAAACAAGAAGAAGCAUGGAUAAAUCCAUUUGUUAAACAGUUUUCAAAUAUCAGUUUUUCGAGAGACUCGCCAGAAGAAAAUGUACAGAGCAAUAAGAUGGACCUUUCUGGAGGAAUGUUACAAGACAAACGAAUGGAGAUAGAGAAACAUAGCCUAAAUAUUGGUGAUUACAAUCGAACGGUCGGGAAAGGCCCUGGUUCUCGGCCUCAGAUUUCCAAAGAGUCUUCCAUGGAGCGCAGUCCUUAUUUUGAUAAGGAUGGCAUUGUAGCAGAUGAAUCCCAAAACAUGCAGUUUAUGUCCAGUCAAAGCAUGAAGCUUCCCCCUUCAAAUAGUGCACUACCUAACCAGGCCCUGGGCUCCAUAGCAGGGCUGGGUAUGCAAAACUUGAAUUCUGUUAGACAGAAUGGCAAUCCCAGUAUGUUUGGUGUUGGAAACACAGCAGCACAACCCCGGGGCAUGCAGCAGCCUCCAGCACAACCUCUCAGUUCAUCUCAGCCUAGUCUCCGUGCUCAAGUGCCUCCUCCAUUACUCUCCCCUCAGGUUCCAGUUUCAUUGCUGAAGUAUGCACCAAACAACGGUGGCCUGAAUCCGCUCUUUGGCCCUCAGCAGGUAGCCAUGCUGAACCAGCUAUCCCAACUAAACCAGCUUUCUCAGAUCUCCCAGUUACAGCGAUUGUUAGCGCAGCAGCAAAGGGCGCAGAGUCAGAGAAGCGUGCCUUCUGGGAACCGGCAGCAGCAAGACCAGCAGGGUCGACCUCUUAGUGUGCAGCAGCAGAUGAUGCAACAAUCUCGUCAGCUUGAUCCAAACCUGUUGGUGAAGCAGCAAACUCCGCCAUCUCAGCAGCAGUCACUCCAUCAGCCAGCCAUGAAGUCUUUCCUUGAAAAUGUCAUGCCCCACACUACACCUGAGCUGCAAAAAGGGCCGUCACCAAUAAAUGCUUUCAGCAACUUCCCUAUAGGCUUGAACUCAAACUUGAAUGUAAAUAUGGAUAUGAACAGUAUUAAAGAGCCACAGUCAAGACUGAGGAAGUGGACUACAGUGGACAGCAUUUCUGUGAACACAUCUUUGGAUCAAAACUCCAGCAAACAUGGUGCUAUUUCAAGUGGUUUCAGGCUGGAAGAGUCUCCAUUUGUUCCCUAUGACUUUAUGAACAGCAGUACUUCACCAGCCAGUCCUCCAGGUUCAAUAGGAGAUGGCUGGCCACGUGCCAAAUCGCCUAACGGCUCUAGCAGUGUUAAUUGGCCACCAGAAUUUCGCCCUGGUGAACCAUGGAAAGGUUAUCCAAACAUUGACCCUGAAACUGACCCUUACGUCACUCCUGGCAGUGUCAUAAACAAUCUUUCAAUUAAUACUGUGCGGGAAGUUGACCACCUCAGGGACAGGAACAGUGGGUCAUCCUCAUCCUUGAACACCACGCUGCCUUCAACUAGUGCCUGGUCAUCCAUUCGUGCCUCCAACUACAGCGUUCCCCUCAGCAGUACAGCACAAAGCACUUCAGCCAGAAAUAGUGAUUCCAAAUUGACAUGGUCCCCUGGUUCAGUUACAAACACCUCUCUGGCUCAUGAGCUGUGGAAGGUCCCUCUGCCACCUAAAAACAUCACUGCUCCGUCCCGCCCACCUCCGGGACUGACUGGUCAGAAGCCACCCUUGUCUUCGUGGGAUAAUUCUCCCCUUCGAGUAGGUGGAGGAUGGGGAAAUUCUGACGCCAGGUAUACCCCAGGUUCCAGCUGGGGUGAGAGCAGCUCAGGGAGAAUAACAAAUUGGCUUGUUCUAAAAAACCUUACACCUCAGAUUGAUGGCUCAACUCUGCGUACUCUGUGCAUGCAGCAUGGCCCACUGAUAACAUUCCACCUGAACCUCCCACAUGGAAAUGCUUUGGUCCGUUACAGUUCAAAAGAAGAGGUAGUGAAGGCACAAAAGUCUCUGCACAUGUGUGUACUGGGGAACACUACUAUUCUUGCUGAGUUUGCCAGUGAAGAGGAGAUCAGUCGUUUCUUUGCACAAAGUCAGUCUCUGACCCCUUCUCCCAGCUGGCAGUCUCUCGGGUCCAGCCAGAGCCGGCUGGGCUCCCUCGACUGUUCCCACUCAUUCUCCAGCCGGACCGAUCUCAAUCACUGGAAUGGUGCUGGGCUGUCGGGAACUAACUGUGGAGACCUUCAUGGCACUUCCCUCUGGGGGACCCCACAUUAUUCCACAAGCCUGUGGGGUCCUCCCAGCAGCAGCGACCCCCGGGGAAUUAGCAGCCCAUCCCCCAUUAAUGCUUUUCUUUCUGUUGACCACCUGGGUGGGGGUGGAGAGUCCAUGUAACAGUGUAGACUAGACUCACGAACUUCGACCUCAAGCCGCGAGAGAAAGGAGCACUAAGUUGGGCUCGCCGCCUGCAGCCAGGGGCCACCUGUGGGAACAGCUAUUCUCUGCACAUUCUCCACUUUGUUUUCCCUGAAACAUAUCAGUUUGAAUACUUGAAUCAUGCAGGCCAAUAUUAUAAUGUGAAAAGGUAUCUAUCUAUUUACACUCCCAAAUAGCGCCAUACAUGCUAAACCGUAUAGAAUGAGCUCACUCGUGUAUAUUCAUCAUGUUUAGCCUUUGAGUUCUCUUUUUUCCCCCGUUCCUACCCCUCCCCCCAUUCAUUCUUUUUCUCUUCUUUUUGCAAACAAGUUUUUUGGGCUGAUAAUGUAUGAGCUUUUAACUUUGCACUGAAGGGUGUUCUCUCCGUCUACUCGGCAAUAUGGGGAGGGCAGCUGUUCCAGUGCAAGUGUUUACUCAAGGAUGCUCUUAAGGUGUGCGUUCUCUACUAUGCCUUGAUGUUUGCCUACCUUAUUGUGGUAUCGUGGAGUUUAAAAGAUCAAGUUAUGAUGCUGACUUAGGACUAUAAAUGAAAGUAUUGCACCAGUUUUUUCAUGUUAUAAAACUAAAGAAUUUCACUCUGCAGUUUGAAAAACUGUGGCCACAGCUGUGACUUGCAGCCCACCUGCCACCCAGGACGGGCCCUGCACUUUGAAUAGGCUUUCCAUUUUGUUUUGAAGGUUCCCACGUUGAGCCUUCUUGUUUACAGAUUUUUUUGUUUGUUUUUUGAGAAAAAAAAAAAUGUUUAC